GCAUCUCCGAGGAAGACUGGUGAGGCUCCCUGGAGAGCAGCUGGCCCAGCCUCCUUGGAGACUCCCCAGCACCUGACGGAGCCCCUCGGUCCCUGCAGGGAGCUCCCUGCUUCCUGAGGGGGCCCGUUGCAGGCGGGACAGACCCAUCUGAAAGAAAACGUGUUCUUUUCUGACCCAGUGGAUUAGCUGAGAUGUGCGCGGUGAGGGGGAGCGAGGGGCCCCGAGAGCACCGAGGGUCUCGUCCCCGUUAACUGGGUGCAGUCGGUGGCAUUUCCUCAGUUAGGAGGGGCCGAGGGAGGGCCGUGCGUGAGCGACUGGGAGCCCCGUUGGGGGCUCCUGGAGGCUGAGUGGCCUGUUGGACGUUGAGGUGGAAACGCCAGGGGGACUCCCGCGCGUGCCCUCGGCCCCAGGAGACGCCGCAGGCAUGGCCGACAGCGCCAACCACCUGCCCUUUUUCUUCGGCAACAUCACCCGGGAGGAGGCGGAGGACUGCCUGGUCCAGGGCGGCACGAGUGACGGGCUCUACCUGCUGCGCCAGAGCCUCACCUACCUGGGCGGCUUCGCGCUGUCGGCGGCGCACGACCGCAAGGCGCAUCGCCACACCAUCGAGCGCGAGCUCAACGGCUCGUACGCCAUCUCGGGCGGCAGGGCCCACAGCAGCCCGGCCGAGCUCUGCGCCUGCCACUCCCAGGAGCUGGACGGCCUCGUCUGCGUCCUCACCAAGCCCGUGCACCGGCCGCCGGGCGUGCAGCCCAGGAGCGGCCCCUUCGAGGACCUGAAGGAGAACCUCAUCCGCGACUACAUGAAGCAGACGUGGAACCUGCAGGGUCAGGCUCUGGAGCAGGCCAUCAUCAGCCAGAAACCCCAGCUGGAGAAGCUGAUCGCCACCACGGCCCACGAAAAAAUGCCCUGGUUCCAUGGAAAAAUCUCUCGGGAUGAAUCUGAGCAGAUCGUGCUGAUAGGAUCAAAGACAAAUGGAAAGUUUUUGAUCAGGGCCAGGGACAACGGCUCUUACGCCCUGUGCCUGCUGCACGAGGGGAAGGUGCUGCACUACCGCAUCGAUAAGGACAAAACCGGGAAGCUCUCCAUCCCUGGCGGGAAGAAUUUUGACACGCUCUGGCAGCUAGUGGAGCAUUAUUCUUAUAAGUCCGAUGGUUUGUUGAGAGUUCUUACAGUUCCACGUCAGAAAAUUGGGCAAACGGGCAACGUAAAUUUCCGUCCACAGCUGCCAGGCUCCCAUCCUGCUACUUGGUCAGCGGGCGGAAUAAUCUCAAGAAUCAAAUCGUACUCCUUCCCAAAGCCUGGCCACAGAAAGACCUCCUCAUCCCAAGAGAACCGGCCAGAGAGUUCGGUGUCGUUCAACCCGUAUGAGCCAGACCGAGGGCCGGCCAACGACAGAGAAGCCCAGCGCGAGGCCUUGCCCAUGGACACCGAGGUCUACGAGAGCCCGUAUGCGGACCCCGAGGAGAUCAGGCCCAAGGAGGUCUACCUGGACCGGAAGCUGCUGACCCUGGAGGACAAGGAGCUGGGCUCCGGCAACUUCGGGACCAUGAAGAAGGGCUACUACCAGAUGAAGAAAGUCGUGAAAACAGUGGCUGUGAAAAUCUUGAAAAACGAGGCCAAUGACCCCGCCCUUAAAGAUGAAUUAUUAGCAGAAGCCAACGUCAUGCAGCAGCUCGACAACCCGUACAUCGUGUGCUUGAUCGGGAUGUGCGAGGCCGAGUCCUGGAUGCUGGUCAUGGAGAUGGCGGAGCUCGGUCCACUCAACAAAUAUUUACAGCAGAACAGGCACGUCAGGGACAAGAACAUCAUAGAGCUGGUGCAUCAGCAUCAGGUGUCCAUGGGGAUGAAGUAUUUGGAGGAGUGCAAUUUUGUGCACAGAGAUCUGGCUGCAAGGAAUGUAUUGCUGGUUACUCAACAUUACGCCAAGAUCAGUGACUUUGGACUUUCCAAAGCACUUCGUGCUGAUGAAAGCUACUACAAGGCGCAGACGCACGGCAAGUGGCCCGUGAAGUGGUACGCCCCCGAGUGCAUCAACGACUACAAGUUCUCCAGCAAGAGCGACGUGUGGAGCUUCGGCGUGCUGAUGUGGGGAGCCUUCUCCUACGGGCAGAAGCCGUAUCGGGGAAUGAAAGGCAGCAAAGUUUCUGCCAUGCUGGAGAAAGGAGAGAGGAUGGGGUGCCCGCCAGGGUGUCCAAGAGAGAUGUACGAGCUGAUGACCCUGUGCUGGACCUACGACGUGGAGAGCCGGCCAGCCUUCGUGGCGGUGGAACUGCGCCUGCGCAAUUACUAACUGAUGACGGCGGGCCCACCCGCCGGUGGCUGCCCUGGAGCAGAUGCGCCGCCGCGGGAAGACUGUGCCAAGCGCCUUGAUUUUGAGUCUCCAUCCCCCUCCGCCCGUCGGGAGAGCCGUGCUGACUGUUGUUCCCCAAAGCCUGUGCCGGACGGAACCCGCCCUCCGCCAGACAAACCCGUCCCGGAAGAGCCGUGGGGGGAUGGACAGACCCCAGGAUCAGAGGGCCCGUGGGUUCGUGUUUCUUGACUGCGGGUUUUCAUGGCAGGUUAAUUUGCAGGGUGUGUUUCCAAACUCCUUUCCGUCUGCAGCCCCCUGGCUCCUGGGCUGCGUUUGAAUCGCGCAGCAUCACCACCACCCGGGGUGCUGAAUGUCCCCCCACCCCCAGCUCUGCGUUCUAAGCGGCCGCGGCCGGGGGCAGCCGCUGGCCGGUGACACCUGCCCUGGGGGAGGAAGGAAGCGGAGAAGGGGUGUGGCGGCCACCGGAACGAGGCUCCCUCAGGUCCCAAGACCGAGUCCUGCCACCGGAAAGCUUUCCCCAUAGAAGUGCUUUGAGGCUUUAAAAAAAAAAAAAAAAUCAAGCUGAAUCUUUACAGAGUCCAAGCCGGUAGCCAGUUAAGGGGAAAAAAACUCGGUACGGCUUCUGCUCUGUGAGUUCUGAGGCGGAGGGCUCCGGUCUGCGUGAGGUUGGGGGCCUGCUGCGAUGAACUGGCUUGCUUGUCGCCCCAGAGCCCCUCUCCUGCGGGCUCCUGAGGACGGUGCUUGGCUGGAGAUGCAUUAAUAAAGUUCUUUGUGGAGACGCAGUCGGGGAGAGGCUGUGGCCAUGUCAGACCUGACGCAGGGCAGACCCCGGGUGCUGCGGGCUGUCCCCGCCUGCCGUGGUCCACGUUCCCUCUCCCCUGGGGACGGCGGCCGGGCCGGAAUUCCCUUCCUUUUCCUGUAUUCGUAGUGGGGGCAACCUGGUAGCCAGGGCCGUCUGCAGAUGGGUUUCUAAGUGUGAAUUCAUCAUAAAGCCGCAGAUCGUGACCUUGCCUCACGCAGGCCUCGCUGAGUGUGACUUUGGGCUGAGGAUGUGAGACCCACGGAAGGAUAGGGGACCCAGGAAAUCUUCUGCAGCCCCCUCGGCCCUUGCUCCUGGCUAAUGUUUGACCUUCUACAAGUCAUCAGCCCAUUGGUACCAGUUUUGCUGUGGCCUUUGAGGUCGGAGCUAAUGAGCCCGCAUUCUUAGGUCAGCUGAGACACAGACUCAGACCGUCUCGUCUUCAGCGGCGCCCAGGACGUCGUAGCGUCCUGCCCCCGGCUGGGAGAGGAGCCGCACUCCUAACAGGGGGCCAGGCAGCACUCAGCACCCAGCUCCGCCGGACGGGAGCCCACUCUCAGAGCUUGCGUUAAGGAACGUUUAGGAACCGCCCGUGCUUUGUAGAAUGGUGCCACCUCGUGUUAAAGAGAGGGUCCCCGUGUGCUCAGCAGAUGCUCAAACCAGUGGCCACGCACGCUUGGUGUCCCUGGAAUUAAAAAGAUGAGCAACGUAACGUCUGUGGUCAGGCUGGGCGUAGCUUUAGAGUCCUCAGAGGAAGGCCUGGAGAACGUGGCCUGAGAGGGAAGCCGUCCCUGCAUGCCGCUGAGCUCCCGCUGUCCCCCCAGAGCGUGUCUGUCACAAAGGCCACCCGCUCACGGCAACGAGGGGGCACGUGCAGAGCGCUUUCCUUCUUUCUGGUGGGAUUUCCCGCACCGUCCAGCAGCCCCUGCCCCGCCCUAGAAUGUGAGAGGACAGGAGAAGCCCAGCCCGGGAGGCGGCCAGCGCCCCCUCCUCGCUGUCCUCCACCUCCUCCACGCUGUCCUCCGCCUCCUCCCCACUCCCGGCAGAGGGAGUGCCUGCGGCCGUGUGCAUAUCCUGCCUAGUAAAAACAAAAUGUCCCCUGUGUUAGGAGUAAGUCUCCUUUCCCCUGGGGUCACAGCGGAGGGCACACGAGAAAAGGUGACUUCACGGAAGACGUAAAUGAGCAAAAUUCGGAGGGUUAGGGCUUCUUGCCGGGCAUCAGGCUGGGCUCCCCCGCACGCCGCGCUCUUCCUGGCUCUCACCCUGUCUUCACCCUGUCUUUGCCUGGGUCUGGGUUCCCUCCACGUGCCUCCAACCUUCCCAUCCUUGUUUAGCGACAACUAAAGGACGCCACCAUCCCAUCACACUGCCCUGGCAACACCAGUUGUCUGCUGAUGCCACAGUCACUUGUCCCCUCAGUGGGACCAAAGGUUUCCAUGAGAGAAACAUAAUCCACUCCAUAGUUAAAAUAAUUACAAUAAUGAUGAUGAUGAUGAUGA
This is a messenger RNA of Camelus dromedarius (Arabian camel), 4612 nucleotides long. RefSeq names its product tyrosine-protein kinase SYK. Gene Ontology annotation, molecular function: non-membrane spanning protein tyrosine kinase activity; ATP binding. Gene Ontology annotation, cellular component: cytoplasm. Gene Ontology annotation, biological process: regulation of platelet aggregation; neutrophil activation involved in immune response; positive regulation of B cell differentiation. The record is from RefSeq and is a predicted model, not a curated record. NCBI's taxonomy places the organism in Eukaryota, Metazoa, Chordata, Mammalia, Artiodactyla, Camelidae.